AUGGAACUCUACAAGGCUGCCAUGGUACUGGGUGGAGUUGGUGACGCGCUGGGCUACAGGAAUUCCAGGUGGGAGAAAUGUUCUUCAGGUGUGGUCAUUCUCUCUGAGCUGAAAGCUCUGGGUGGAUUGGAAGGGAUAACAGUAUCAGCCGAAGAGUGGCCUGUCAGUGACAAUACAGUCAUGCACAUAGUGACAGCAGAGACACUUGUAUCAGAUAUCUGGUCCCUGACAGACCUCUACCGUGAGAUGGUGAAGGCUUAUGUUGAGAUUGUUGAACAGAUACACAAACGGCAGCCAGACCCAGCCACCAUUGAAGGCUGCUCCCAGCUGAAGCCGGACAACUACCUUCUGGGCUGGCACACACCCUUCAAUAAGAAAGGCUCAGGAUUUGGUGCAGCCACGAAGGCUAUGUGUGUCGGUAUGAGAUACUGGCAGCCUGAGAAACUGGACAACCUCGUGGAAGUGAGCAUUGAGUGUGGACGAAUGACUCAUAAUCACCCCACAGGAUUCCUGGGAUCACUGUGCACAGCUCUGUUUGCAUCGUAUGCCAUCCAGCGCAAGCCAGUAGUGGACUGGGGGCGGGAGAUGUUGAAGGUUCUCAAUGCGGCCGAGACUUACUGCAGGAAGACUAUUCGCCACAUGGCAGAAUAUCAAGAAAGUUGGUUUUAUUUUGAGACUAAGUGGCAGUCGUAUUUGGAAGAAAGAGGAAUUGCUCAGGAGGGGCAGAAUACACCGAAAUUUCCAAAGAUCUACGAUACCGAGGAAAGAGAUCAGGUCUACAGGGAAUGGAGCUCUGAGGGUGUGGGCGGACGAAGAGGUCAUGAUGCGCCAAUGAUUGCCUAUGAUGCCCUCCUCUCCGUUGGCAACAACUGGACAGAACUGUGUAACCAUGCCAUGUUCCAUGGAGGUCUGAGUGGAGCCACGGGCUCAAUCGCUGGCUGUCUCUAUGGCCUGCUCUUCGGAAUGACGAACGUUCCCAAGGGACUGUACCAGAACCUGGAGUUCAGGGAGAAGCUGGAAGAACUUGCAGCCAAAUUGCACAAAGCAGCAAAUGAGGGUGAAACAGUCUGACCAAUCAAAGGGAAUGGGGAUAGGGGAUCAGAAAAAGAGAGACAUUUAAAAACUCUGCCAUUACCACUUCUCUCAGUUGAUUUCAUGCUCCACCUUCAUCAUCUGCCUCCAAAUUCCAUUGUCUUUAGCCCUUUGACACCUCCACACAUCAACUCCCAGCCUCUGUCACUAUUCCCACUCUGCCCUCCCACAUCAGUCUGUUGCCACUCUUCCUUAACUGGAUCUACCCAUCCCUUCCCUCCACUGCUCUAUACUGGCUCUCUCCCCUCUAUCCAUCAGUGCAGAUGAAGGGUCUCUCUCUAUCUGAUAUCUGGACUAUUCAUUUCCCUUCACAGGUUUUGCUUGAUGCCCACAUUUUGUGUGUUGCUCCAGAUUCCAGUGCCUGCAAUCUCUUGUAUCAACGUUUAAAACAGGUUCUCAACCUGACCCCUUGGUUAAUGAUAAGGGUCCUUAGCAUAAAAAACACUGGGGAUCCCUGA
Messenger RNA from Hypanus sabinus (Atlantic stingray), 1550 nucleotides. It is a transcript of the gene adprhl1, whose product is annotated as ADP-ribosylhydrolase like 1. The transcript is spliced from 7 exons. The record is from RefSeq and is a predicted model, not a curated record. Bases 1 to 1071 code for a protein of 356 amino acids. Gene Ontology annotation, biological process: protein de-ADP-ribosylation. Gene Ontology annotation, molecular function: ADP-ribosylarginine-[protein] hydrolase activity; magnesium ion binding. NCBI's taxonomy places the organism in Eukaryota, Metazoa, Chordata, Chondrichthyes, Myliobatiformes, Dasyatidae.